AUGUUGAGGGUUGCGUCUAAGAGGCUUUCAUCUCUCUCAUGGAGGGCCAACCACGCCGCCUCCGCUUUCGUCUCUAAGACCCCCAUCGCACCACCGCCUUCUUCCUCCGAUGAUGAACGCAGAUCUGAUCCCUUUUCGAUCCAUCCCCAAUUCUUUCUUCCCUUCAGAGGUUUUGCUAGUGAGUCACUGGUCCAUGCUAAAGAAAACAGCAUUCUUCCUGACAUCCCUGCAACUGUUACAGCUGUUAAAAAUCCAUCUUCUAAGAUUGUAUAUGAUGAGCACAACCAUGAACGAUUUCCUCCUGGUGACCCAAGCAAGAGAGCAUUUGCAUACUUUGUCCUAACAGGUGGAAGGUUUGCUUAUGCUUCUGUUAUCCGUCUUCUUGUUCUCAAGCUUGUCCUCAGCAUGUCGGCAAGUAAGGAUGUUCUUGCUAUGGCUUCCCUUGAAGUUGAUCUUUCCAGCAUUGAGCCGGGCACUACUGUCACUGUUAAGUGGCGUGGAAAGCCAGUAUUCAUCAGGCGCAGAACAGACGACGAUGUGCAGUUGGCAAACAGUGUUGAUGUUGGAUCUCUUCGUGACCCUCAGCAAGAUUCUGAUAGAGUCAAGAACCCAGAAUGGCUUGUUGUGAUUGGUGUUUGCACACAUCUUGGUUGCAUUCCCUUGCCAAAUGCUGGGGACUUUGGCGGCUGGUUUUGCCCAUGCCAUGGAUCACAUUAUGAUAUUUCUGGCAGAAUUAGGAAGGGACCUGCACCAUACAAUCUGGAGGUACCAACUUAUUCAUUCUUGGAGGAUAACAAGUUGUUGAUCGGUUGA
Molecule: messenger RNA, 813 nt
Organism: Lathyrus sativus (Indian pea)
Lineage: Eukaryota; Viridiplantae; Streptophyta; Magnoliopsida; Fabales; Fabaceae
Source: the annotation of a GenBank genome assembly